This is a messenger RNA of Penicillium oxalicum, 2793 nucleotides long. RefSeq lists its product as uncharacterized. The record is from RefSeq and is a predicted model, not a curated record. The coding region runs from base 1 to 2793 and encodes 930 amino acids. Lineage: Eukaryota; Fungi; Ascomycota; Eurotiomycetes; Eurotiales; Aspergillaceae. The transcript has 2 exons.
AUGGAUCUGCAGGCUCCAUCAGUGCUUGCGCAAUUGCCUCGCCCACUUCAUGCCGCGACCGGACAGACUCGCAUCGGUGAAGUCAACAGCCUUGCGGAGGGCAAGAAGCGCAAGCGCUAUGAACUUGCGGUGGCCGUCGAUGGCGAGGCCAUCAAUAUUUACAAUGUUCAAACACCAAAAUUGGUGACUUCUUACGCCGUGCCGGCGCAGUCUACAUUUUCGUGCCGACCUUGCUCCGUACGCCGCAAGCUUCGAAACAAGUCCAUCGUGAAAAGACAGACUUAUGCCGCUGUGACCAAGCCUGAACAUCAAAUCAAAUGCUUUUUCGAGGAGAUCAGCACAGGCUCCAGUGCACCCACCAUCUCCUCUUCUGGCACCACUAUUACGGAUUCGAAGAGCCCAGUUACAUUUGUGGGCAUUGUGCCAUCCAAUGAUUCUGAAGCCUCAGAACUAGGCUCUUACGAUGUUUUGGCGGUGCAAACAGAUGGGCGCAUUCGUCGCAUGUCAUCUGAUCUCAAGACCCAGUAUUGGAGCCUUCAACACAGCGAGAUCGCGAAGCAUUCCUCGACCCAUGCCGUUCACUCAUGCUUCUUGAUCGAUCUCGAAGAUGCAAAGAAAGGUCUUUUCAAGCGCAGACAAGAUUUAGCCAGUCUUGCGCUUGGUGACUCGCCCUUGACGGGCACCGAAGAACCCUCCAUCCUGCUCCUGGUCUCCCACCCAAAAGAAGCCGAUACCGUGGUGUUGGACAAUGUGUAUAUUCAACUUUUCUCAGUUCCUGCCAACUCAGCAUCGAACUCCCGUGGCGUUGAGGAAAGUCAGCGACUCAGACACAUCCAGACGAUUCAGCUCCCUACUCCGGCCGGUCUUGAGAAGGUGAAGACCAACAGCUCCUUCCAGUGGAACUUCCAUUCAGGCACGGCGGGUCUUCAGCUUUCAUUCGAACAUGGCUUUGUGAAUUUCGACCUGUCCCAAUACUCACCUGCCGUGGCCUCACAUUUUGUCCUUGCGGAUCAAUUCACGUCGAUCAUGCGUAUCUCUCCUCAAUGUGUCAUUGGUGCGAGUGAAUCACUUAUCGCAAUCUACGACACCCAAUUCCAAUCUGUUCAGCGAAGCAUUGCCACCAAAGAUAUCGCUCUGGGCUCCAUGUCAACUACGGACGGGCCGACGGUUUUCAUCAGCUAUUUUGCCAAAUUGGGCCUCGCAGUAGCCAUGAAAGCCAAUACUUUGAUCGCUUUCGAUGUGACGUCUUUACACGGACAAUCGGCGCCUUCGCUCAAGCGAUCACGAGACGGUCUUCUUAUCGACGCGAUCGGUCGUGGUAUCGGCUCAUCCGCCUCCCAGUGGGACAUGUCUAAGAAGCACCGAUCUGAUAAUAUGGCCUCGCUGCAUUUGAAAAAUGCCGAGGAGGCUGAGAAGUGGCAUGCUUUGACUGUUGCCAUUGAUCAAGCGACUAAAUCUUCGGACACAGAGCUUUUUGACAAGGCUGUUUCCGAUUACUUUGGGUCGUCAGAAGACUUGAAAAGUCUCCCACAAUCGCAUGUCAGCUCUGAGUCCACGCUCUUCUUACUGGCCAAGAUCUUCGCCGUGAAAGACUUUGCUGUCACAGAUAAAGCCUCAGCAUCCUCAUCCUCUCAACUUCGUGUCACUCUAUGGCCAGCGAAAUCUUGCCAAUGGCUCAUCCGUAUCGGGCACCUCUCCCCAGAAAACGUCGAGAUCGCGCUACGACGAGCUUGCAAGCCGCGCAUUCUCCAAUCAUUCCCAACUGGAUCCUUCAUUCAAGCUCUCAUCGACUCCGACCCCUCACUGAAGCAUGUGAAUGCCGUUCUCCAGGGCCCUGCCAUCAUCGCCGCUGAUGAGCUUGCAUUUGCUCUUAAAUUCUUCCUGGGCCAAGCGCGGAUGCAUUCUGGAGUUUUGGAGGAAACUGCCCGCCUGAUUACCGAUGGGGAGAUCGCGACACCUACUCAAGAGCUAACUCGUCACCUCGGGGGCGGAAUUACAAGCCUGAAGGACAUCUUCACCGGUCUGAACUUGUCGCUUCAGAAAAUCCAUGCGCAGCCUCUGCCUUCGGUAGUGAGGUCACUCCGCUCCAUUCUUUCUCGUCCUGAGCUGAUCUCCAUGGUACACCACCUUCGUCUUGCUCUUGCGACCGGUGGCCAUACAUCCCGCUUCACGGAAAACCCUCCUACUCCCAUCACUCUCGAUCAGAUAACUCCCCCUCUAUCGCUCGAUGUCAUAGUCGAUCUCAUUACCGCUGCCGUUGAUGCUGUUGGGCCGUCUGGAUGGAUUUCUGCCCUGCCCGCUGACAAUGAACUUGAAAAUGAAUCCGAUGCUGCCGUGGAUUCUGCAAGUCGUGAGAUGGAGCUUAUUGCCGAUAUGAAGUCCGAGGUGUCCGCUGCCCUUGCGGGAGUUGAAGAAGCUACCUAUCUGAAGGGCAUCUUGCGCGAGUACCUCCGCUUUGCCAACCAGGUUGUCGAUGCAUCGACCUCCGCAGCGGACGCUGUUGCCAAGAUCGACGAAUCCGCCACUCCUGCGCCGUCUCAUUUGAUUCGGUGCGAGAAGCUCAACGGAGCUGACUUGAUGGUCUUUGCCAGGCCUGAAGAGGGCGAGGAGGGCUUCGAUGGAGACGCCAGCGGCAAGAUCUUGCCUUUGUCGUUGAAGCCACCCUCGCUGGAUGUCUCGCGCAAGAAGAUUUUGAACUCUACUGGUGAAGUCAAGACCCGCACUAGCCGUGAAGUCGGAUAUCUUCGUCGUAAGGCGGCUGGUAAAUACUCAUUUGAGAAGCUGGUUGUUUAA